CCAGCUCCUUCAUCCUCUGCUCUUCUCCCUCAGCUUAGCUUUUUUAGUGCUUUGAGUCUCUCCUGCUCUUUGUCUUUUCUAGUAAGCCAGCCAUCAUGACCACGCGCACUUCAGUCAGGAGCUCCAUGGGAGGGGGAAUCAAGGGCUUCAGCUCAGGUUCUGUUGGGCUAGGAAGUGGCUUUGGCGGCGGUGGGGGCAGAGCAAGCUUCAGCUCUGUCUCCCUCUCUCGAGUUGGAGGAGGGAGGGCUGGCGGCUUUGGUGGUGGAGCUGGAGGAGGCUUUGGCAGCAGAAGCAUGUACAAUGUAGGUGGAAGCAGAAAAGUAUCCUACGGUGGAGGUCUACGGACUGGAUUCGGUGGAGGAUAUGGCUUUGGUGGAGGAGCAGGCAUGGGGGGUGGUUUUGGUGGAGGUAGUGGCCUUGCAUUAGGUGGAGGUGGCGGUGGAGGUGCUGGCUUUGGCAUGGGUGGCCCAGGCUUUGGCAUGGGCGGCCCAGGCUUUGGAUAUGGAGGCCCAGGUUUUGGUGGCCGAGGUGGCCCUGGGUUUCCCAUCUGCCCACCUGGUGGUAUCCAUGAAGUGACAGUCAACCAGAACCUCCUGACACCGCUCAAGCUGGAGAUUGACCCGGAGAUCCAGAGAGUGCGAUCACAGGAGAGGGAGCAGAUCAAGACCCUCAACAACAAGUUUGCAUCUUUCAUUGACAAGGUCCGAUUCUUAGAGCAACAGAACAAAGUCCUGGAGACCAAAUGGACACUUCUGCAGGAACAGGGACAAACCGUUACCAGAAAGACCCUGGAGCCCCUCUUUGAGGCAUACAUUAACAACCUCAGGAGGCAGCUAGAUAGCUUGUUAGGAGACGGACCAAGACUGGACUCAGAACUGAGGAAUAUGCAGGACCUGGUAGAGGAUUUUAAGAACAAAUAUGAAGAUGAAAUAAACCGGCGCACUGCUGCAGAGAAUGAAUUUGUGAUGCUCAAAAAGGAUGUAGAUAAUGCUUACAUGAACAAGGUGGAGCUGCAGGCCAAAGCAGAUUCACUGGCAGAUGAAAUCAACUUCCUGAGAGCUCUCUAUGAUGCGGAGCUGUCCCAGGUGCACCAGCAGGUGUCGGACACCUCUGUCAUCCUGUCCAUGGAUAACAACCGUAGCCUGAACCUGGACAGCAUCAUCUCAGAUGUCAAGGCUCAAUAUGAAGACAUCGCGAACAGGAGCCGGGCGGAGGCUGAGUCUUGGUACCAGAGCAAGUAUGAGGAGCUGCAGGUCUCCGCUGGGCGUCACGGAGAAGACCUCCGCAGCACAAAGAUGGAAAUCACAGAGAUCAACCGGAUGAUCCAGAGGCUGCGCAAUGAAAUUGAUAACGUGAAGAAGCAGUGCGCCAACCUUCAGGCCGCCAUCGCUGAGGCCGAGGAGCGUGGUGAAAUGGCCCUCAAGGAUGCCCGGGCCAAACUGGCUGACCUGGAGGAAGCCCUACAGAAGGCCAAGGCUGACCUGGCCCGCCAGCUGCGGGAAUACCAGGAGCUGAUGAACGUCAAGCUGGCGCUGGACAUCGAGAUUGCCACCUACCGCAAGCUGCUGGAGGGUGAAGAGAGCAGGCUGGCGGGAGAAGGAGUUGGAGCCGUAAGCGUGUCUGUGGUCAGCUCCUCCACAGGAAUGGGAUACGGCGGUGGAAGCUUGGGAGGAGGCCUCGGAGGCGGGCUCGGCCUUGGCGGUGGUGGAGGCGGCGGAUCCGGUUACGGCAUGGGAGGCGGCGGAUCCGGUUACGGCAUGGGAGGCGGCGGAUCCAGUUACAGCAUGGGAGGCGGCUUCGGCAUGGGAGGCAUGGGUGGCAGGAGUGCCACCAGUAUGGGAGGCGGUGGGGGCUACGGGUCUGGCGGCGGCAUGGGGCUCAGCAUGGGAGGCAGCUUCAGCGGUGGAAGCGGCAGGGGCCUGAGCUCCGGCGGGGGAAGCAGCUCCAGCAUGAAAAUCGUAUCGAAGACCACUACAAGCAAGAAAACCAUUCGGUAAAGUGGAGGCGGCCUCCAGGAGACCCUGCCUGAAUGAAAGCACAUUUCCUACCUGCUGAGCGCAAGUGCAGCCUUUUGAAUCCAUGGUGUAAAUAGCUGAGCUAAUCUUCUCGUUCCUUCUCCUCUUCCUGGAGGAAAGGGCACAAAAAGGCUCUUCCAACAGGAAUCGGGAAAGUCGUCGGCCAAAGCAAACCACUUCCUAAGCCGUUGUUGCAAUCUGUGUCACAACCGAGGUCCUAUGCCCCUGACUCGGCACACUACUCCAGCACGUGUCCUGACGUUAGCUCUCCCUGGAGUCCUUUACACUCCGUUGGACCAGGACCUGUGCAAUCCUCACUGCCAAAUAGGCAGUCAAAUCCAUCACUUACAGAUGUGGCGAGAGGGCCGUAUCAUGGCCGAGUGGUGCCUGGACUCGCUGUAAUGUCUUUUCUCUGCAAUCGUUUUCUGUUCGAGCAUGCUUAGUUUGCUCUCAAAAAAAAAGAAAAUCACAGCUAAAGCCUCGUGAAAUUACAGGCACCGUGUUCUCGCCAAAACAGUGUCAAGGCCGAGGGAUAUAAUCUGUCUCCGGCAUGUGUUCUAACCUGUAGGUUUCUUGGUUGCAGUGAUAAGUGCCCCCAAUGAGUGACACCCGGGAAAAGGCUAUUGCUUUUUGGUGCUGUAUGAACUACAGUCCUGAUUUCUUAUUACUUCUUUGUCCUUCUGGCUACAGCCCUUGACUUUCUGACUUACAGUACUGAAUGUGUAAUAAAAAGCAUUUCUCAUUUUUAAA
Messenger RNA from Alligator sinensis (Chinese alligator), 2765 nucleotides. RefSeq names its product keratin, type II cytoskeletal 6A. The transcript has 9 exons. Bases 96 to 1997 code for a protein of 633 amino acids. Lineage: Eukaryota; Metazoa; Chordata; Crocodylia; Alligatoridae. Gene Ontology annotation, molecular function: structural constituent of skin epidermis. Gene Ontology annotation, biological process: keratinization; intermediate filament organization. The record is from RefSeq and is a predicted model, not a curated record. Gene Ontology annotation, cellular component: keratin filament.